This is a messenger RNA of Polyodon spathula (Mississippi paddlefish), 1317 nucleotides long. RefSeq names its product ring finger protein 181 (gene rnf181). NCBI's taxonomy places the organism in Eukaryota, Metazoa, Chordata, Actinopteri, Acipenseriformes, Polyodontidae. The coding region runs from base 173 to 643 and encodes 156 amino acids. Gene Ontology annotation, cellular component: cytoplasm. The transcript has 6 exons. Gene Ontology annotation, molecular function: ubiquitin protein ligase activity. Gene Ontology annotation, biological process: protein ubiquitination. The record is from RefSeq and is a predicted model, not a curated record.
CAGGCUGUCAUGUUCGGCUGCGCCAGUUUGCUGUUUGUAAUUUCAAUGACAUUUCGGCUUUAUGCAAAGUUUAUUUACCCUAAGAAAUAAACAAUAGAGCGAUAUUCCAGGUCAAAGAGCCAGCUGCCCCUCUCUUUCUCAAGGGAGCCUGUUUAUUGCUUGCUUUGCAGUGAUGGCUUCGUAUUUUGACGAACACGACUGCGAGCCGACUAACCCGGAUGAGCAGUACCGCCAGAACGCGCUGCUUGAGCUCGCCAGGUCACUGAUGCAGGGGGUGGACAUUGACCUCGGCCCCGAUGAUUUCUCAGAGUGGGACCAGCGGCUCCCUCCUCCCGCGGCCAAAGAGAUCGUCCAGAACCUGCCGACAGCCGUGAUCACCCCCGCACAGGCAGAUAAAGGGCUGAAGUGUCCGGUGUGCUUGCUGGAAUUUGAGGAAGAGGAGACAGUGAGGAAGAUGCCCUGUGAGCAUCUCUUCCAUUCCGGCUGCAUCCUGCCCUGGCUUGGGAAGACUAACUCCUGCCCCCUGUGUCGACACGAGAUGCCCACAGAGAACAAAGAGUACGAGGAGUUCAAGAAAGACAAGGAGAGGAGAAAACAGCAGGACCAUCGCCUGGAGAAUCUGCAUGGAGCCAUGUACACAUGAGACAGAGAGACGGACAGAGGCUCCACGCUGCAACUGCUUACCAUUCCUGCUAACACAAAUUCCUAUCGAAUCCCCUGGUCUGAAUCCCACAGGAAUAACACCGGAAUAUCUCCUGCGCUUCCUCUGAGUUCUGAAGUCCUUCAUUGUGAAUUCAGCCCCCCCUGUUAAUUCAUGUGGGUUUAAUCACCCUGAUUCAUUCCAUGCUCCUCUGUAAUGAAUGCUGCUGAUCACGUGUAUAAGACAUGAAUUCAUACCCUCUUACUCCCCCACCAGGGGAUUGUGAGAAGUGUUCAUUCAGAAUGAAUGCAUGUGUUACACACGCGAUCAACAGCAUUCAUUACAGAGGAGCAUGGAAUGAAUCAGGGUGAUUAAACCCACAGGAAUUAACAGGGGGGGCUGAAUUCACAAUGAAGGACUUCAGAACUCAGAGGAAGCGCAGGAGAUAUUCCGGUGUUAUUUCUGGGGGAUUCAGUCCGGUGGGAUUCGAUAGGAAUUUGCGGCAGUUGAUCUAAAGCGUUACCCCCUUUUUUAUUAAAUAGUUAAAAAAAAAAAAAAAAAAAAAAAAGUUUUGUUUUGAAAAAAUAGCGACGGCAGGGGAUGUUUGCAGCCAACGUUUUUAACAUGUAAAAUAUUUUAAAAAAUAAAAAUGACAAAUCUGUUUAGUAAAUAAUAAA